ACAGUAAAGAUUCCUGAUUAUAUUUAUCACUUUAUCAUAAGCAUUUGUAAGAUUCUUAAGCACUUAAAGUAAAAUUAUCAGAUAAGUGUUACUCAGAUAAGUUUAACCAGAGAGAUAAUUUUAUUUAGACUUCGAAAUUGAAAUAAGACAUAGUAUUUCUUAUUAAAUGAAGUAGACAUCUUGUUGCUCCAUAAAUUUCAACAAAAACGAAGUAUUGUAUAUAUAUAGUAAUAAAAUAAAAUAUAUAAUAUCUAAAUUGUUCGUUUAUAUAAUGGUUUCUAUUAUAACAUGAAAUGUUUGCACAGUGCAAAUGGGUUUUAAUAUAUAAUAUGGUUAUUAUAUCGUUUUUAUGUUUUGAUACAAUAUGUACAACAAAUGCAAUGAGAUUUACUGGCAUUGUGGAAAAUAUUACAGUGUAUGCUAUAAAAGAUGAAAAUAAUCUUCAAAGUGACAAUAUGCUCAAGUCAUUAAAAUUGAAUAUAUCCUGGAUGCCACCAAAUAAGGGAAAACAACCUUCUUCAUACAGCAUUAUAAUUACAUGUAUUCCAAAAGUAACCGAUAUAAAUAAGAAAGAAUGUAUAGAAAGUUCUGCAUUCUAUAAUGUACAAAAUAAAAGUCCAUUUAGCUUAUUAGUGCCGCAGAAUAAAUUAUUGAAUGAUAUGCCGGAAAUACAAAUACGUCCGAAUUGUACGUAUAAGAUACAAGUAUAUGCCAAUCCAAGAGCUAAACCUGUAGGAAAGUUGCCCGAAGUCAUUUAUACAGUUCCAAAAUGUAUAAAUCGUAAAUGCAGUUGCAUGGAUGCAAAAAUGACCUUGCCUAUUCCAAAAGUAAAAGUAAUUCAAACGAAAAAAAAUGUUGUUAUAAAUUGGAAUAUUACGUCAAAUAGUUCUUACGUUCAUUCCUACAUUAUAAGUAUUGGCAUACCACUAUCGACGUCAAAAGCAGGGUAUUUUAUAUACAAUAUUACAAAGAUAGGUAAUGUGACCUCUACAAAAAAUACUUUUAAUUGGGAUUUGAAGAUUAAUAAUCAGUAUGUAAAAAUCGAAAAUGGAUACAAAAUAUUAGUGGAAGCACUAGAUUACCGAGGUUGUUCAGGAACUCAAGGCAGUUUUACUGUUAUUAAUAUAGACAAAAUUAAAACAUUAAAUGGCAAUAUCGUUUGGCUAUUGCUUGCUGGUGUUACUAUGUGUGUUAUAUUAGGAUUUAUCAGCAUUGUGUCGAUACGUAAUAAAACUGAAUAUCAAUUGGAAUGGCCAUUUAGACAGAAACAAACUAUUCCUGGAUUUUCUGCUUAUAAGUUGACUCAAUGGCCAAAUUUAGUUUCCCAGAAUAAUAUUGGUACAUAUGUCGAACAAAAUUUAGAGGAAAAUUGUUGCAAAACACAAAAUGAUAAAUUUGAAGUGCCAUACAAAUAUAUAAAUCUUAUAUAUGAAUUAGGAAAAGGACAGUUUGGCAGAGUAUAUUUAGGCAGCUUGAAUAAUGAUGAAGAUACAUUAGUAGCUGUUAAAAUGUUGCAAUGUUCUGACACAUCCAAUGAACCUGAAGCUAGACAUCAACUAUUGGAAGAAAUCAAAAUAAUGAAAGCAGCUGGUUCUCACCCGCAUUUGGUGAGCCUUAUAGGUUGCUGCACUUUACCAGAUAAUCCUAUAUGUAUACUUUUAGAGUACAUGGAAGGUGGAAAUUUGCUCGCAUAUCUGCAUUCUAGAAGAAGAGUUGAAUUGGAUGAUUUAUCUUGGUACUGUUUUGAAAAGACUAGAUAUGUAAAUGUUAUUGAAAAAAACAAAAAAAAGGAUGAAGAUUUAUGUGGUGAAAUUAAGAGGCAACAAUUUAUAAAAUUUGCACUUGAUAUUGCAAGAGGAAUGGAGCAUUUAGAAGGUAAAGGAAUCACACAUAGGGAUUUAGCAGCAAGAAAUAUCCUCCUCGCUUCAGAUCUAACGCUUAAGGUUUCUGAUUUUGGCUUGUCUCGAAAUGGAAUAUAUGUGAUAAACCAUAUGGUGGGAAAAGUUUGCCAACUCCCAAUACGUUGGAUGUCACCGGAAGCUAUACGCGAUCAUGCUUUUUCUUCCAAAAGUGAUGUCUGGUCAUUCGGUGUUAUUCUUUGGGAGAUUGGAACUCUAGGUUCUUUUCCAUAUGCUAAUAUACAAAAUGAUGAUUUGAUGCGUUAUUUAAUUCAAGAUAAAUGUCGUCUAGCCUGUCCUAAUAUUGUUUCUCAUGAUAUAUAUAACAUUAUGUGUUCUUGUUGGAAUACAGUGCCACAUAAUAGGCCCAGUUUUGCGCAACUUGUUUUAGAUUUACAGACACUAAAAGAGCCUCUAUAUUUUAUGCAUGAAACAAGUAAUCCUUGUUACACAUUAUUAUCACUUUAAUAGACCUUCAAAACAUUUGAUAAAUAGGUAUUCAUGUAUGUAUGUAUAUAUACAUAAAUAUAUAAAUAAAAAAUGU
Formica exsecta is the source of this 2442-nucleotide messenger RNA. RefSeq names its product vascular endothelial growth factor receptor 3-like. Gene Ontology annotation, cellular component: signaling receptor complex. Lineage: Eukaryota; Metazoa; Arthropoda; Insecta; Hymenoptera; Formicidae. The transcript has 8 exons. The record is from RefSeq and is a predicted model, not a curated record. Bases 294 to 2366 code for a protein of 690 amino acids. Gene Ontology annotation, molecular function: transmembrane receptor protein tyrosine kinase activity; ATP binding. Gene Ontology annotation, biological process: positive regulation of kinase activity; multicellular organism development; protein phosphorylation.